UAUUUGACCCAUGGCUUACCUCUGUUCCCUCACGCUGAAGCUGCUCCUGACUGCUCUGUAGAGAACACAGAACAAACACUUAUGGAACAGAGAAAACACAGAAAGGCAUAAACUGGGCUGUAAACAACAUUUUACAGAGGAGAGAUGGAACUGUCUAGCUCACUGGUGUUGGUUUUAGUCUUGACUGUGUUGAUGAUGGUCUGGUGGAAGAGGAAGGAGAGUAGACUUUCUUUGCCCCCGGGUCCACUGGCAUUGCCACUGAUUGGAAACUUACUGAUCCUGGAUAAGCGUGCACCCUUUAAAAGCUUUAUGAAGUGGAGUAAAACCUAUGGGCCUGUGAUGACGGUGUACAUCGGGUCUCAGAGAAUGGUGGUUCUGGUCGGUUAUGAUACAGUCAAAGAGGCUCUGGUGGACCAGGCAGAAGACUUUACUGGCCGAGCACCCAUUCCCUUUAUAUUCCAAAUUCUGAGAGGCUACGGACUGGUCAUCAGUAAUGGAGAUCGCUGGCGUCAGCUGAGGAGGUUCACUCUCACUACACUGAGGGAUUUCGGAAUGGGACGCAAACGAAUGGAACAGUGGAUUCAAGAAGAGAGCAGACAUCUGCUGAAGAGCUUCGAGGAAACCAAAUUGACACCGGUUGACCCGGUUUUCUUCACAAGCCGGGCGGUGUCCAACGUUAUCUGUUCACUGGUGUUUGGCCAGCGCUUUGAUUAUGAAGACAAAGAUUUCCUGGGCUUGCUGCAGAUCAUCUCCAGACUUCUGCGUUUUAUCAGCAGCCCCCAGGGUCAGCUGUACAACGUCUUCCCUAAACUAAUGCAACUCUUGCCUGGCAGACAUCAUGCCAUGCUUAAAGAGGUAGAAGACAUUAAAGCCUUCAUCUCAAAAAAAAUCAAGGAACAUGAGAAAACUUUGGAUUUUGAUGACCCAAAGGACUUUAUUGACUGCUUUCUUCUCAAACUCAGACAGGACAAACACAAUCCUGACACAGAAUUCCACAAAGAUAACUUGCUGGGGACUGUUUUGAAUCUGUUCGUAGCUGGCACAGAGACCACCAGCACAACUCUCAGAUACGCCCUGAUGCUUCUUAUCAAGCACCCUCAUAUACAGGAGCAAAUGCAGAAGGAGAUUGACAGGGUUAUUGGACAGAAUAGAAUCCCUACAAUGGAUGACAGGAAGUCUCUCCCCUUCACUGAUGCUGUUAUACAUGAAGUACAGCGCUAUCUGGACAUUGUGCCACUAAAUGUUCCCCAUUAUGCCACAUGUGACAUCUCAUUUAGAGGUCACACAAUACCAAAGGGCACAGUCAUUAUUCCCAUGUUGCACUCUGUCUUAAGAGAUGAGGGACAAUGGGAAACCCCUUGGACCUUUAACCCAGAGCACUUUCUGGAUGCCAAUGGAAACUUUAAAAAGAAUCCAGCUUUUAUGCCCUUUUCUGCAGGUAAACGCUCUUGUGUGGGUGAGUCUCUGGCUCGUAUGGAGCUCUUUCUGUUCAUCGUGUCUCUGCUUCAGAGAUUCAGUUUUAGUAGUCCAAAGGGGCGAGAUGGAGUAGACCCCAGUCCUGAACUCAGCAGCUUUGCAAACAUGCCUCGAUUCUAUGAUCUUAUUGCCUCUCCCCGCUGAGCAACAGAGAUAUUGCACCUUGUCUCAUUUUACAAAAAUGUUUUUCUUUGAUGGUUCACAUUCAUACCAUAGUUCAGUAGUUCUCUUUGAGCACAGGCUUAAGAAUAUUGAAGAAGCACUGAACAUUUCAGGCCACCUAUCUCUGGGUCAUCCUGCAUUGCCAGUUAAAGUAUAAUUGAAUUACUGCUGUUUAUAAAAUGUGCUGUAUAUAGAAUCAUUUUGUGCCUUGUCUUGUGAAAAGUGAAUAAGGGUUAAGAUAAAGACAAAAUAAUAGUAUUAUAUUUGUGUUAGUGCCAAAAGAACUAUGCCAAGCUGUAAUUGAUUAAAUAUUUGAUUUUCCAACUGAUCAAAUAAAACUAAUCAAUUUGCUAAA
Puntigrus tetrazona (Sumatra barb) is the source of this 1993-nucleotide messenger RNA. Its product is annotated as cytochrome P450 2G1-like. Gene Ontology annotation, molecular function: heme binding; iron ion binding; oxidoreductase activity, acting on paired donors, with incorporation or reduction of molecular oxygen, reduced flavin or flavoprotein as one donor, and incorporation of one atom of oxygen. Gene Ontology annotation, cellular component: cytoplasm; intracellular membrane-bounded organelle. Bases 145 to 1620 code for a protein of 491 amino acids. The transcript is spliced from 9 exons. The record is from RefSeq and is a predicted model, not a curated record. NCBI's taxonomy places the organism in Eukaryota, Metazoa, Chordata, Actinopteri, Cypriniformes, Cyprinidae. Gene Ontology annotation, biological process: xenobiotic metabolic process.